AUGAGCUCAGGGGCGCCGCCCUGCACACCAGGGAACUACAGUACCUGCUCUAAUAAAGGUAGUUCUACUGCAUCAGCUGGAGCUGGAGCUCCCCCCGCCCGCCGGAGGAGCAAUAGAUCACAAUCCGGCGACAGCGUCAACAGCGGCCACAGAGACAGACGAAUUGGAGGUCCUGCUGGAGGUUCUUUCACAAGAACUUCCCAGCAGACAAUUGCACAAGAAACUAGCGGAGACAGGUUUUUCAAAAAUGACAUUCCGCGGUCCCGCAAAAGCAGUGUGUCGAGCAAUCACUCGCAGGCUACCAGCAACUGUUCCUCUACUUUCGGCCGUGACAGCAGUCACACGCGGCCGCACGAUUCUUACCUGUGUUGGGAAUCUGCGUUUUCAACAUCGUGCGCAGCGGAGGCUGCAGUAUGGCAUUCUCAAACGUUACAAAUUCUCAACUGUUACAUGAUUUGCCAUGCAAAAAGAACAUGAGCGGCCAGACGAUCAAGCUGCUUCGCGUGACAAAUUAUCGAAGGGCUGGACAGCAUCUAAAUCUGUGCCAAAUUUGUGACGCAAGAGUUACAACCUUGCCCCUUUCCCUAUUGCUGUUUUUGCAUCACAACUUCGUGUAACAGUUGAGAGUGUAACGUUUGAGAACGCCAUAUGCAGCGGUGGAAAAUUAUCCCCACAUGAGGAGCGACAGGUCUUUCUUCGUGGAAGGCAUCCACGCGACGGAGGAUAAUCUUCCUGAUCAAGGAGCUGGAGCUGCUGCUGGUACUACAACUAGUAGAACCAUAUGCAUUGCAAAAGUAUCGCAUUCGUAUAAAUGCAAUACAAAUUAUUUCUGCAGCAUGAGAAAUAAAAUUUGUAAUGCAGAUUUAGCUUGAGAAAGGGAUAUGUAAUGCAUGAUUGCAAUACGAGCGCGAUACUUUUGCACAGGAUAAACCACCCCCGGGGACGAUCUUCGUCGGGGCAAUCGCGGUAACGAAAUAACAAUCGCAAACGCGACCUCCUCAGCCUCGAUGAAGGUCCAGGACACGAGCGAGAAAUCCAACGAGAUCCGGGUCGCCGUCUUGGGUGCGGGUAUCAGCGGGCUGCAUGUUGUAUGCAUUGCAAAAGUAAUAUCGUACUAGCAUAAAUCGCAUGACAAAUUUUUUCAAGAAGAAAAUUGGAACUUGUAAUGCAGAUUCAGGUAGGAAAUCAGAUUUGUCAUGCAUACCUGCAAUUCAUACGAGUACGAUACUUUUGCAGUGGAUAUGUUGCGGAGAGAUUGAAGAGCAUGUCGCGGAUGCUGAUCGAAAACGAGAACCCCUAUGAAUUGCAAAAAUUAUGUCUGGGUCUGGAAGAUUGCAACUUGUCAUGGUAAAUCUGAAGCAUGCAAAAAUCUGUGUUGCCUGAGUGCCGAAAGCUGUCCACUUCUGACCAAGUUGGAACGGAGUUUAUCAUGCAGAAUAGGCAUGAUGUUGAUGGUAGGGACCUCGCAGAGUCUGUCAUGCUAAGUCCCGCAUUCCAGACCUCAUGGGCCAUGGAAAAUCUGCAUGACAAGUCUACACUCCUCCAGACCCAGACACUUUUGCUCUUGAUAACCCCUUUGCGGUCAACAAGAACCAGCGGAAAACCGCGAUCAAAAUGCCCCGGAUCAGCGUGUAUGAAAUGUAAAAAUGUCUGGGUCUGGAAGAGUCAUGCUGUUUCGGCAUGACACAGAAGGUCUGGCAUGGAAGCUCUAGCAUCACAGGUUUCGACAAGCUUCCGCAAUGCUGAAUCCGCAUGACAAAUCCCUCAUUUUGGUGACAGAAGUUGAGCAGCUUUUGCUGCCUAUGCAUCAGAGAUUUUUGUGUGUUCUGAACUUCGCAUCACAAGUUACAUCCUUCCAGACCCAGACACUUUUGCACUUGAUAGCGUGAUCAUCUUUGAAAAAGCGAACGCGUGCGGGGGCAGAUUAGUCACGCGGCACACCCGCGCGCCGGACCCCACCGGGUACCAGUUCGACUUUGGCGCGCCGUUUUUCCGCGUGAAGCACCCGCACUUUCACGCCUGGCUACAGAGAACGUGCGGCCUGGGGAAAUUUCCAUCCGGGGGAUUUGACAGACAGAUCGUAUAUAGUUCAUUAAGUCGUCUGGUUUAUUUUGUUUUAGCAAUUUGAUAUCUUCCUUCCUCGUUUUUAUUUUCAUUGAUUUGCUUGGUUAAGCCCUUUGAUUGUCAGCAUCGUGGUUCUUAAAGUUAAAUUCUUGCACGAAGUGGAAGCUAUUAAAGCCUCGAGUAUCUAAAAAUCGAAAUAAAUAAUUAUCAGUCCCAAGAUUGGAUGCAGACGGUCGCCUUCGAGCGAAACAGUUCGCAAGGGAAGGAGAAAUCCGCGGAACUCAAGGACGUCGGCUUGCAGACCGGACGGUGGGGGUUGCCGAAGGAUCACGAACCCAGGUGGGGUGUGAACAAUAAAGAACGCACGAGGACGCACUCCCAGGAGGUGGCGGAGAAAGAGAAAGAGAACAACAAUAAGAAGCUAUCCUGUGUAAAAACAUCCCCACCUCAGAGUUGUCAUGCAGAUCCGCAAGCACACGAGCGCUUGUAAUGCGCAUCCCCAUGAGAGGCAUUUCCAAUUGUUUUUUGGAACUUGUAAUGCUGCAAACAGGAUGAGGAGAUGGAUUUGUUAUGCGGCUUUGUUUACUAAACUGCACUACAUUACAGCCUACAUUAUUGUCAUGCGUGGUUCCGGAAACUUCAAGGUUUGUGUUGCAGAGUCCCCAGCCUGACUCUGGGGUGGGGACGUUUUUACAAAUGAUAGAAGCGGAUGCUGAAGGACCGCGAAUCUGCGUCCAGCCCUGCGGGUGACGAAGACGGCGAAUCCAGCACAACCAGCGAUGUCGGCAACACCUCGGCUUCCCAGGGGGGGCAGAGCAGUGACAAGGGGGAAAACCCGGGAUCGGACAGAGACGCGGCUGGUUACAAUUGGGCAUCCACCGCCUCCAAGCUCCGGUCGGUGAUCGAGGAAGAGGCGCCGCGAGAUGAGGUCGGCGCUGUGGAGUGGCGCAACGGGAAGAACCUAUCAAAUGCAAAAAUGUCUGGGUCUGGAGACUUGUGAUGCUAAAGCGUGGAUGAUGGAAACAGUUCCGAAUGCGACCCAGCAUGACAACUUUCCAGAACGCUUUCUCAUAGGCAAUCUGCAUGCGAGCCUGCGAAAUUGCAUGUACAAAAGAGGCUGCGACUUUUGUUGGUUAUGCAAUACAGAUUUUCUAGGUAUGGAAAGCCAGCAUUACAAGUUCCAACCUUCCAGACCCAGACAUAUUUGCAAUCCAUAGAACCCCAUUCUGUACGACUGCUGGUGCUACGAUGUCGACUUCCUCAACAUCGAUCGCAAGAGUGGGGGUGCUCCUGCCUGUGCGCGAAGUCGCGUGGCCUCGGCCGCGGACGAGGAUUGCAAAAUCGAUAAAGGAAAAGUGCUAUGAAUUGGAAUUGCACAAGUAAUAUCUUCGUACUAGCAGUUGUAAUCGCGUUUCACAAAUUUGAUGCUACAUGAAUGGAAGUUGUAAUGCGGAUUUAAUACAGUAAGGAAGAGGCUGGUCAUGAUGCACGACUGCAAUUAGUACAAGUGCGAUAUAAUAUAAUACUUUUGCAGUGCAUAAGUGAAAAACAACAAUAUGAUUCCAGAGGAGCGCACCUCCGACGAAAUAGCCGCGACCCACGAGUUAGAAUGCGGGUUGUACGCUCUAAAGGAGUUCAACCGAAAGGAGGAACUGUUAGCAGAAAUGAAAACGUCAACGGCCGCGAGUGGUGCAGCUCCUGGGGGAAAAAUGUCUAACGGCACAACUCUGCUUGCCACGACUCCCACUUCCAGCAAAAAUGAUGUUGACCUCUGCUCGGGUGUGGAGAAAAAAUCCUCACCAAGAAACGGGGGCGAUGAUCGUAAAGAGGGGCAAGGCCAAGGCACGACUUCGAGGGAUAACAAAAAUGCCGAAGACGAGGAUCGCAACAAAGCAUCUGCUGCCGCAAAAGUGAGUUCCCCCCGGGAGAAUCAUCUGAAAUCCUCCCCACGGGGGAACAAUCAUUUGAAGACGCACCAGAACCGCGAUGAGGUGCAAGGCGAGGAUUUAAUCAGCCGCGAGCAAAUGUACGGGCAAACCGGUUCGGAACGGGUAUGCACUGCAAAUAUGUCUGGUUUUGGGAGAUUGCGAGAUUUGUCAUGCGAGUCUGGCAUGACUCUGAACUCUGUAUUGCGUGCCCGCGAAGGGCUCCUCUUGUCUGUCAUGCAAACACGCAGUUUCUCAUGCGGAGUACGCAACUCUGAACCACAGAAAAACUUGUCAUGCUGGGGAGCACAUUACAGUGCGCUCACUAUUCCCUUCCUUGCAUCACAAGUUUCCAGAUUCAGACCCAGACAUAUUUGCAAUGCAUAACGGGAGUUGCAAGACAAUCGGGUCUUCGUUGGUUGGCCGAAAAUGUCCGAACUUGGCAAAAUGGUAGCGAAGCGGAACAAGCUGGACGUCCGGCUGGGAUGCAGAAUCGGGAAGCUGUUUCCGGUGAAGACAAAACCCAAUAGUAGAGCAGGUCAACUACAUCUUCUCGAAGGUGGACAGUCGUCUUCUAAAGACACGACGCCGGUGAAUCAUAACACAACAGGAGGAAAUCAAAAUCUCAGCGUUCUUGUCAAGAAGCAGCACCUCCAAUUGACCGAGUCCCCGGUUCCCUACACAACGCCUUCAUUGCAGAACACCAACAGCACCCUAUCCUGAGUAAAAACGUCCCUACACCAGAGUUGUCAUGCAAUUCUGCAUGCCAAAAAAGUUUCUCAUGCGGAGCCCUAUGAGAAGCAUUUUCUAUUCGUGUUUUGGAAUUUUUGAUGCUAGAAUCAGCAUGAUAUGCUAGAUCUGUCAUGCUUCAGGAUUACACUACGAGGACAAGCUUGUCAUGCCAAACAAGAACCAAAGCUGUGUGAUUUGUCUAGCAGAUUUCCCAUCUUGGCUCUGGAGGUGUGGGGACGUUUUUACAAAUGAUACACCCCGUUGCCCCAAGACCCCACCAGGACAUCACAUGGUCCAGACGGCAGUUCCAGUCCGGAUGACGAGUCCGAGGUGGCGCGGAACGUCGGCGCGGGGCGGCAGAUAUGCAUUGCAACGGUAUCGUACUAGUAGUAGAAAUCGCACGACAAAUUCCCUCAGCAUGAGAAAUGGAGUUUGUCAUGCUGUUUUGCCUUGGGAUCGAGAUUUGUAAUGCAUGACUGCGAUUUUUACUACUAGUACGAUACUUUUGCAGUUCAUAGCAGACCUCCGGCGUCUUGUCGGAAAACUUGUCGAUCAGCGCAUCCAGCCGACAGGUGUCGGAAAGCAUCUUGGACAAGCUCUACACCCCUUCGCCCUCCCCGCGGGUGAGGGUAGAUACGAGCAAGAACGUGAAUUCUUCAACCGGCGAAGGACCACUGUUCGACGACAUGCCUUCUCUACUAGGAGGUGAGGAUACCAACCCCAAUCCAAGCCUGCGGCGAGAAAUCACCCCACCGGGUGGAACUGUUUCUACUGCUCCUUCAAAAGCCGCACCACCUUCGACGCUGCACCUGAAACCGCACCCCAAACAGUCCGGACAUCAAGUUGUAUCUACUCAGUUACCCCCCCACGCUGAACAUGAGAAUGAAGGCAACAAUAAGUUCCCUUUUGACCCAGAUGUGCGUUUCGUGGAAGCUUCCGCGUUACCCUCCAACCAGGAAGCGCAGCUUUACUCGCGGUUCGCCACUGGCGACAUGCACGAUCCAAAUUGCCCGGAGGAAGACGAUAUCAAAUGCAAAAAUGUCUGGGUCUGGAAGAAUGCAACUUGUGAUGCUGCAUUUUGAUUCCAAAAAAAUCUGUAUUGCAUGAGCAGCAAAGGGAACGCAUUUUUUGCUACACGGAGAGGGCAUUUGUCAUGCGGAAUAGGCAUCAAGAAGCCCUCAAAAAAUAUGUGAUGCUAGGGCAUGCAUCAGAGACAUCAUGGCUCAUGCAAAACGUGCGCGACAAGUCUCAGAAUCUUCCAGACCCAAACAAGUUUGCAUUUGAUAGACGAUCCGGCGGUGCCCUUGAUGAUCCGGGAACGGGAGCGGAAGGAACAGGAUAUGAACCGCAAAAGCAUCGUACUCGUACUAAUUGCAAAAAUGCAUGACAAAUUUUCUUCCUAAGGUAAAAAAAACAGCAUUACAAAUUUAUAUUUCUAAUGCUGAGGGAAUUUGUGAUGCUAUUCAUACUAGUACGUUACUUUUGCAGUUCAUACAGGAGCGGCUGCAGCAACUGUUAGGGGGUGCUGGGGGUACGGACGGGGACACGGAGGGCGGCGCGCGGGGAGGUGUCAGAGGGGAAAUUGACCCGAUGAGAAAAAUCGACUCUGCAAGAAGGCCGCCGCCGCCGAGAAAGGGAGAAGUGAGAAAAAAAGAAAAUAACCCGGACCAGGAGCGGCUUCAAGGUAUUUCAGAAUGAUAUAAGGAUAGCAAGAAGAUGGUCGUGUGGUCCACAAGAAGAGGAACACACCAUCCUCUUCGCAUAUUUUUAGUCCUAGCGGAGCAUUGUCAUGUCCAUGUGUUUGUGAUGCAAAUAAAGUGCUUCAUCUUCGUCUCAUCUCCAGUACGCAAUCCGAAGUCAACAUGGACGAAAUUGUGAUGCAAAAUAUAAAUCACGAACAACUCCAGGUGUUAACCUGCAGUGGGAUCUGCGGAAGGUAAAACACGCUCGAUUACCCUACAACGCGGUCACCAAUCCCGCCAACGCCCCGGUUUCUUCUCGACCCUUCGACUAUGUCGUGGUUAGUCUCCCCGGUCCCCAGACCAUGCAACUGGUCGAAGAACUGCCCAUCAUGAAAAAAUUUCCGAGAAUUCAAGCGAAAAGCAAAAUGCGGGGCUGCUACGUGCUCAUGCUAGGUAUAGAAAGUUGAUAAUUUUUGGGUGUAUUUUUAUUUUUUUCUGAUUUGUUGUGUUCUACUUCUAUUUUGCUCGAACUACUUUGACAAACUUUGUUCUUUCCGAGCUAAAAACUUCCAUCCACAGGUUUUUCAAUCCCCGCCUCCCUCAACGAGACCGAAAUCCCUAGCACGAUUGACUGCGUCGCCCACCCGGUGGUCCGCUGCGUGAUCAUUGACAGCAACAAGCCUGGUCGCGUUGCGAAGCGAAACCGGAUUGGCCUCAAGACGAUCUCAGUCUGCGUAUUUACUUUUUCAUCUUGCAGUUGUUGUUUUAGUGCUGGUUCCGGUAAUUGUUUGUCAUGCGUAGUUCGCUAAUAUAUCGCUCCAGGGUUCUUGUUCAUCCGAAAACCGCAUCACAAAAAAUCACUAGGUUUUCGCCUCUUUCGAGUGGUCCGAGCAGCACUUCAUUAUGGAGGAGCAGAUGGGUGCCGGUAACGACUACACCUACCGUGGUGCGAACGUGAUUAAGCCCAUGCUGAAGGAAGCGCGAGAGUUACUCCUGUCUGCCAACGUAUCAAAUGUAAAAAUAUCUGGGUCUGGAAGAUUGCCAGGUUUGUCAUGCAUAUUUUCCAUGACCCAUGAGGUCUAAAAUGCGAGACCCAGCAUGACAGAUUCUUUGAGGUCUGUAUCAUGCCUUUCCUGCAUGAGAAACUCCCUCUCAACUUGGUCAAAAGCGGACAGCUUUGACACUCACGGUCACGCAACACAGAUUUUUGCAUCAUUUAGAUUUAGCAUGACAAGUUCAAAUCUUCCAGACCCAGACAUUUUUACAGUCGAUACAACGUACCGAUACCCGAAAACAAGGACUACGCACGCCCGAAAAUUGACUUCUGGAAUAUGGGACUCUCAAACAUUACAUUCUCAACUGUUACAUGGAUUUGUGAUGCAAGAACACACACAGUGAAGGGAGCAAGCUUGCGCUUUUUGCAUUACAAAUUCGGCACAGAUUUCGAUGCUGUUUAGCCUUUGUCGUGCGAAGUAGCUUGAUCGUGGUGUGGCUGAUGGCAAUUUUGCAUCACAAAUCAUGUAGCAGUUGAAAGUGUAACGUUUGAGAACCCCAUAUGGAAGUACAUGUUUGACAUGCGCCGUCUGGAGUACACGGAUCUGCACGCGUGGCGGUAUUAUGCAUUGCAAAUAUGUCUGGGUCUGGAAACUUGUGAUGCUAAUGUGCGAAUAAUAGGCAAGCUCCAUUUCGGAACCACGCAAGACAAGUUUCUGAGCGACUCCGUCUUGCAUAAACUGCAUGACAAACUGCAUUUUUGCGUGACGCAAAAGACAAAGAGGCACUAUAGGGCAGCAUCCAUUACAGUUUUUUUUUUCUCUACUCCUGCCUGCCAAGCAUGACAAACCUCGCCAUCUUCCAGACCCAGACAUAUUUGCAUUGGAUAGGUAUGCCCAGGUUAUCGGCAGACCGGGCAAGGCAGGAGCGAAUAGAGGGUACUUUACUACACAGUUUCCUAUUAUAAUUUUAGCAGUCAUGCAGCACCGAGACGCAGCUUUCGCUUUGUAUUUGUUCUUACCUGGGUCUGCAUGAGAAAUAAACUCGAUCUUCGGGAGGUCUGAAAAAACUAAAACGUAAACGAUUAAUUUCUGUUGCAAUUAUUCGCAUGCAAAGGCAAACGAAUACAUUCAUUCUUCUUCAAUAGGGCGGAGAAGCAAGACUACUGCUGGCUGGAUAAGGAGCACAAGCUGGCUUCUUUAUCUGACCGAGGGUGGUGCGGCGCGCGCUGCUGCGCCCGCAAGUGCAGGCGAACUAGCUCCGGCCCCGCCACGGUGCCAGGGAUGGCUCUGCGCUUUGUUUCGGUCGCCACGUUUUGCCUCGCGGGGGCGGCCCCCCCUCUUGGUGUGGAUGCUCUCGCCGCCCUGCACGAAGAAAAAGGCGCCUUUUCUCGGUGCCCGAAAAAAAUGGUUAUUCCACACAGCGCGCCCAGUCCCAUUGUGCUGGCUGCACGUGCCUGGCUGGCCAGGUUCUUUGUCGCGCACGCAGUUUCCACAGCUGCGCCCCUAUGGGCCCCGUCAAAAGCAGCCCUGCCGCCUUGGAGGCGUAACUAGAAUGACGAGCAGCCGCCCGCAAGACUCGCAGCCUGGGGGGUGCUCGCAAAUUUAUUGGGAACCGUCCAGAAGCCUCGCCUCUUUCCACGCUGGUGUGGCCCCGGGUGUUCUUUCUUUCCCCCGGAGCUUCUCCUGCUCCUGGGGGCUGGGGCGGGCCGCUGUCACGCCUACUGUCUUUCUCCGGGGGGCUUAGGGUUUUCGCCCCCAGAAUAUCCUCCUCUUCCCCGCGUCUGCAACCUUCCUCGUAGGAAAGCGGGCCUAUCGCAUCCUUGUCUCCUCCAUACCUCUCCGGCGGUCGCGGAGGGACCGCCCGUGCUAGAUACUACUAGUACAGCUACACAGCUUCCUAUUAUGGUUUUUGCAGUCAACAUGCGUGAGUGACAGAGACGGUCACAGCGUUGUAUUUGUUCUUACCUGGGCCUGCAUGAGAAAACUCCUCGAUCUUCGGGUCUACUGACAAAACUAACAGACUAAUUUCUUUUGCAAUUAUCAACAUGCGAAAAUGGAAAUGCUUCAUCUGAAACAGGGCGGAGAAGCAAGACUACUGCUGGCUGGAUAAGGGGGCGCAGCCGUGGGAGGGAAAGGACUUAUUUGUCUGACUGAGGGUGGCGCGCUACGCGCUGGUGCGCCCGCAGGUUCAGGCGAACUAGCUCCGGCCCCGCCAGGGUGCCGGUAGGGGGUUUGCGCUUUGUUUGGGUGGCCACAUUUUGCCUCGCGGGGGCGGCCCCCUCUUGGUGUGGAUGCACCCGCCGCCCUGCACGUAGAAAAAAGCGCCUUUUCUCAGUGCCCUAAAUGGUUAUUCCACACAGCGCGCCCAGUCCCAUUGUGCUGGUUGCACCUGCCUGGCUGGCCAGGUUCUUUGUCGCGCAGUUUCCACAGCUGCGCCCCUCUGGGCCCCGUCAAAAGCAGCCCUGCCGCCUUGGAGGCGUAACUAGAAUGACGAGCAGCCGCACGCAAGGCUCGCAGCUUUCGGAGGCGUUCGCAAAUUCAUUGGGAACAUCCCCGAAGGCUGGCCCCCUCUCAGCUUGGGGUGGCCCUGGGUUUCUGUUUCCCAGAACUUCUCCUGCUCCUGGGAGCUGGGGUGGGCCGCUGUCACGCCUACUGUCUUUCUCCGGGGGGUUCAGGCGGACGGAGAAGCCCUGCGCCUGUAGAGUUUUCGCCCCCAGGAGAAUCCCCUCCCCUUCCCCGCGAGGACUGCAACCUUCCUAGUAGGAAAUCGGGCCCAUCGUUUUCUUGCCUACUCCAUACCUUUCCGGCGGUCGCGGAGCGACCGCCCGCGCUAGAUACUACUACACAGUUUCCUAUUAUACUUUUUGCAGUCAACAUGCGGGACAGAGACGGUCGCAGCUUUGUAUUUGUUCGUACCUGGUGGGCCUGCAUAAGAAAAUUCGAUCUUCGGGUCUGACAAAAUUGAGAGAGUAAUUUCUGUUGCAAUUAUUGAAAUAUGGAAACCACGCUUCUCAAACAGGGCGGAGAAGCAAGACUACUGCUGGCUGGAUAAGGAGCACAAGCUGGGAAUUUGCGGUGACUGGGCAAGCGGGUGUGCGACCGUCGAGGGCGCAUGGUGGAGUGCCGAGAUGCUCGCGGACCAGAUGCAAGCCUUAUGCAAGGAAAAAACUGUCUAUAGUGUAAGAACUUUGUGUUGCAGAAAAUGCAAAACUGUUACACUUGUCCUGCUGGACAUGCAUCAGAGGCUAAUUUUUCCGUACGUGUUUUCAAGUACUAGCUACGCAUGACAGGUUUAUUUCUGUGUCAUGCAGAGCAAACUUGUGAUGCUAUUCCUCCAAGAAACUUACCCUUGCACAGUUUUUUUCUUGCAUAAGCCUGUAUUGCGGACCAGUACGGAGAAAAUCUGCAGGAGAUGCUGGCAGAGCAUGAUGAAGAUCGGGAAUAAAUCCAUUUUAUUGGGUUCGCGUUCUUUGCUACCCGUACCCGCCGCAUCACGGAGUUGCCAACCUUCAACAACGUAAAGGGACGACUGGUGCUAAAUCUAUAGCGGCAAGAACAAGAUGAACCCAGUAGACCUAGAUCUCUUACCGGCUGCUCCAAAUAAAGCCACACGCGACGCAUUCUGUGAAAUACUUACUUACCCCGCUAUCAUCUUCACCCGAGCUGUGGUGCCCUGCUAAUAAAUUCCCCCUUCCGGCACGAUUUCGAGGCCCUCAAGGCAAAAAUAUUUGAAAAAACCGAAAAACGCUUCAACAAUUUUUUAGACGAUUUUAUGAAUUAUUUUUUGAUUUUUUAUCGACUUUUCCUGUUCAUUUUCAAUAUUCAAAUACAACAAUGUCAAUGAUCCUUUUCGUUUAAUAGUCGCAUUUUAUUUAUUUAUUAUGUCACAAACAAUAGAAAAAGAAGGCAGGGUAAAAUCGUUUCCAAAAGGUUUAUUUGUGUCCAGAAAAAACUACAAACCUCCUAGAAGUGUCAUUAAUGAGUAUAGCCAAUACAACGAAGCCGCAUCUUGUUUUUUUGAGGAUGCGGCCCGAGAAAAAUGAUCCGUAUGACUGGUAAUAUGGAACAACGUCAAAGUUGAAUAGUAUCGACGACAAUGAAGAUGAACGACAAUGAGCACAAUCUAUAUAUAUGUUGAGAUUGAGGAUGAAGCGAGGACCUCCGAUAUUAAAGCUUGUUGCUCGACGACCCUCUUGGCGGUCGACGCAGCUGCAGCAAGCACUAUGUAUAAACAAUAUGGAGCUCCUGCUCCGGCAGAUAUCGUACAGAUACCGGCUUCUUUGUCAAAAUUUUGAAGUUGAGUAGAUUUUGGUACUAUGGAAUAAGAUAUAUAAAAAAGCGACUACUAGCUAUAAUUGCGCUGCAGUCCAGCUGGAACUGCGACGAGUCACCAGACUUCUUUUUAAUUAUCUUCCCGGGCUUCUCAAAAGGAUAGUGCCGUAGUGUCUAACUGGCAAUGGCUAGUCUACAUAGUAUGAAAAAUAGAUAUGAUCUUCAUCGACCGCGGUCCUUAUUCCUAAUUUAUUGAUAGAGGCUCUAGUUGUACUUCUAAACAACAAGCAGGACGAGAACAUAAACUUCGCACUAAUACUACUUCGCAACUUGUCUCGCUCGACGACGUGGUCGAAGACCGAAAAUAAAAGAGAGCUUCUACAUCCGUAUUAGCGGCCUACUAAUAUUUGAUGCGUCGACACAAGAACUCUCUUGUGUCGAGGACCCCGCAGAUGUUGAUAUUCAGGCGACAUGUAGGGGUCGCGCCCCUAUUGACGCGGGGGCAAAGAUAGAGAUGUGAAGUACUAUUAUCUUCGGACAAGACCUGAGCAGGAAAGAACCGGAUAAGUACUUGUUGUGCAGUAGACGACUAUAGUCAUUGUCAUGGUCAUUUGAAAAAUAUAAUCUUCCACUCUAGCUCUACGCAACACCAUCAUCAUCGAAAUUUCAGACGCUGUUAUUUAAUCGAUACUAGAGGUAGUUGAAUUUGCGGUGGCCCACAUGAAGGUGGUCGACACUUCUGGACAUGAAAACUUCUUACCGAUCAUACGCUCGGGAUCGUCUCUUUCGCAACCACCAACAUUUCCAAAGACUAAAGAGAUUCUGUAUGGCGCACAGUUUUUUUUUUGUCAACAGAGGUCGUUGAUCAUGAUCUUUCUUGUGGCAGCUCGUACAACAUAAGUAACCCCUCUCGAUUAAUAGGAACAGGAAUAUUCGGUAGAGGAACUCCGUACCUACUGGGCUUGAAUUUCGUAUAGAUGAUACAUACGAAUUUUUACGGAAGCAUCAGAAGAAGGCAAAAAAGUCUGCUGGAUUUCUGAAAGUGUAGGCAGAUGAAGAAGUUCCGGGUGGUCAGGAAGAUCAUGUCAACAUUAUGAUUUGAAGAGCGACUUGUCAUCCUGACUGCAGCUUUAUUGCAAGAAUAGUACACUGUACACCUACUAACUUGAACCAAAACCACACAUAAACUUGAAGAACUCUCUCGGACUGUGGUGCCACUUAUAGGCCCCUCUAGCACUGGCACGACUCAGCGAGCAAGUGCUGUACGACUACACGAAGAAGUCAUAGAUGAAUAAUGAUAACGCCACAGAGGAUGUUGAAUAAGAAGCUGCAGUGCUGAAGAAGAAGAUGUACACAAUAUUGUUGAGCCUAGAGAAAGAACAGCUGCAGCACAACACCAAUUGGGCCUUUAUAGCUAGGGACUCACGUAGUCGCUUCCUUCUUCAUUUUCAAAAAACCCCUCGCAGGAUGUGCUUACACAUUUAUGUUCAGUUCGCUAUGCUACAGUGCUUAUUUUCAAACUUCCCUUUGGGAUUUUAGUUUUCAAUAUAGUACGACGUGCAAUUUCAUGCCAAGAUAGCGCAUCUCCACCUACAGCGAGAAAAAAAUAAAGACAAUAACACUGGUGAGGUCUGAGUCUGAUUUUGUUGAUGAUGCAUCGUUUACGCAUGGUCGUCGUCUCUUACUUUCAGAACAUCAAACACCUCUAGCUACUAUCAGGAUUUCGCUCUAAGUGCUGAUAGUCACUGCUGAUAGUCACUGCUGUUGUACAUCAUAGGACAACUAUAGUGUCUACUUCUUCUUCAUCUUCACAAUAGGAUUUUAUACCCACAGCCACAGCGUCCCGCCUUUCGGCUGCAAGAAAAAGGUUGUGACCUAUGAAUUGUCCAUGAUGAGUUGCAGUGUGAAGACGUGGAUGUCCUCCCGCACGCACCUGGUGUCUUUGCUAUCGUUCGAGGAAAAAUGUAAAUGUUGAUGCAAGGGAGUUAUAGCUUCAUAAGGCAAGAAGAUAGAAGCGCCGAGUAUGACAUGUCAUACCAUAAAAAUUGUUUCUACAACGGCUCCUGACCUGAUUGAUCUUAACUUUCCAAAUUUAUUCUUCAAAGUAAAAGGCCUCCGGCUACUUUGAAUUUACUUAUCUCGGCGACAAUGAACAAAAUUUUUUUUGGCCAACGCAUCGGCAUCGAGCGACCAUGGUCGGCGACAACAAGCUAGUACAACUGAUUAUACCGGAUCUCGACACACGAAGAAACUCGAAUUCUAUACGCUCGCGUCGCAGACUGGUCUUGACUACAGCGGCGGUGUCUAGUGGUGUGUCGUGUAGUACGAGUAAAUCACGGAUAUUCAUUCAUCGUUGAAUUGGUGAAGUUUUGUACCCAGGAAUUGAUGAAGAAAUCGUAAAGAACUCUCAACACACCAUUACGAUUCAGAGACAGCUUGUCUUCAGCCUCGAGACUGCGAUGAAAACAACAAGAACGGAGAUGUUGGAUACUUAUUUCGACAAAGAAAUACCGAAGCAAAAUCUUCAAGUUCAAGCACCAGAGAUGCUGCGAAAAGAUGAAAAAUGUGCACAUUUUGAAGGAGGUGGAAAGGUAUAACACAAAAAGCGAAAAAAAACUAUCGAGAAAAUA
Messenger RNA from Amoebophrya sp. A120, 14300 nucleotides. The record is from the annotation of a GenBank genome assembly. NCBI's taxonomy places the organism in Eukaryota, Dinophyceae, Syndiniales, Amoebophryaceae.